CAACCCCACCUCCUCUAUGGCGUUCAGGCACCUGGCCUCAGCCCAAAAUGGAUUAUUUUAAGAAGAAUGGGCCAUGUCUCUGCUGGUUGUCCAAGCAGGAAGAGAUGCUGACAUGGGUCUCAGGAAGCCAAGAAAUGUGUAGGGCCAGGAGGACGCUUCUCUCCCAUUGAUGAUGAACAGAUCACUGUAGGACGUGCGGGGGACCGCAUGUGACAUACCAUGCAGAACACUGCAUCAGAGCCACUUGUCCUGUCUUUGGCAUCUCGUGGGGGACACAGUGCAAGGCCAGGCACAGACAGAACUUAGGGGACAGUGAGUGAAAACUGAGUGGGAAAAGCUUUGGUGAGGAACUACAACGGGGCUGUGUGUGCUUCUCUGUGUGUGCCACUCUAUCAGGGACAGCAUGGUGCCACCCCCCUGGGACCAAAUUGGACACAUGAGCAGGUGACCACACGGCAUCCUGUCCCCAAGGGGAACUGACAGCAGCUCUUCAGCCACUUCUUGUUCCCACUGCAGUCUCACUGUCCCCAAGCUGCUCCUGCCUCAUGGCACCAAUGGCGCUGACCCUCAUCCUGGGUUGGUGUCUGGUGGCAGCAAACAGGGCACAGCAGCUGCCCCGACCCUCCCUGUCACUGCACCCAAGCCAGGGGGUGUCCCUGGGGAACAAUGUCACCCUGCGCUGCCACCUGCCCCAGCCGGCUGCCUGGGUCCAGCUCUCUGAGGAUGAAGCUAUGACCAUCUGCAGAAGCAAGCUUGAGGUGCAGGACACAGCCGAGUUUUCCAUUAUUAGUGCAGAGCGGAAGCAUGCAACAACUUAUCGCUGCCUGUACUGGGUGCUGGGUCCCCUGGGGACAUCAGAGCAGAGUGACCCCGUGGAGCUGGUGGUGACAGGUGAGAGCCCUGGGGAAAGCAGGUGGCCAAGGGCUGUCCCCACUGGGCCGUGUCUCAUCACUGCUUCCACUCUGCACUCAGAUCACAGUUUACCCCCACCCGGCAUUUCUCUGAGCCCUGAGGAACGCGUGCAGAUAGGGACCAAUGUCACCAUCCGCUGCUGGAACCAGGAUUCUGGGGUCAUCUUCCUCCUGCACAAGGACGGGUGCUCAGCCCCCAUCCAGCGCCAGGACUCUGAUGGUCUGGGCAUGGCCUCCUUCACUCUCUUUCAGGUCACCGCAUCCGAUGCUGGCACCUAUAGGUGCUCCUAUCGCCCCAAGGAUGAUCCCUUGGUGUCCUCUCCCCUCGGGGACAGUGUGACCCUGGAGGUGACACCCACCCCUGCACCCCCAGGGAGGUGGUGGCCAGGGAUGGGGACCUUCAAGCCACCGCAUCCCCCAGGAGCUGACGGGGGAUCCCAUGGGAACCUGGUGGUGCCGGUGGUGAGGUGCUGCGUUGCUGCCCUCAUCUUCAUUGUCGGUCUCUUGUUCAUCCUCGAUGCCCGAAGCCUCCAGAUACAGAGAGAUCAAGCCCAGGUGGGGAAAGGGUUUCAGAUCUUUUAUCCCUUAGAGAUCCCCCAGACAGCACCCUCCCUGCCCGUCAUUCCCAAUAGACCCCCAGAAAAUCCAGCCUGAGUCCCCUGCCUCCCAUUCUGUGCUGAUUUCUGCAUCAGUCGUUGCCUGCUGAGCAAUUGUGUUGUGCAUCACUUAAAACCUGCACCAUAGCUCCAUCCCCAACCCAAGCGUCUUGGGGACCCACAUGAUGGACCCCUAAAAUGCCGGGUUUUUGGAAUGCACUGAGGCUAAAAGACCCCAAAUUCAUUCCUGAGUGCUCCCUGAUGACCUGUUCCCAUCUCUCCUGUUACUACCCUCCCCCUCACCCCCCCUAAUCUAACACCCCCAACUCCUCUGUGGGGCACCCCUAAUGCUUUCCAGCCACACCCAAUCCCUAAGUGCUCCUAUCUAACCUUAUCAGCUCCACAUCACUUCACAGCCCUUGAGAUCCACAAACCCUUUGCAAUCCACCUCAAAACCACAGCACCAGCCCAGUGGGACCCCCACACCUGACCCAACCCA
Molecule: messenger RNA, 2006 nt
Organism: Numida meleagris (helmeted guineafowl)
Lineage: Eukaryota; Metazoa; Chordata; Aves; Galliformes; Numididae
Product: platelet glycoprotein VI-like
Exons: 4
Coding region: 546-1565 (339 amino acids)
Source: RefSeq, a predicted model, not a curated record